AUGGGGCCCGGCUCUCCCGACAUGACCGAAACAAACAAAGUCAUUUAUGGCGACGAGUAUGAAGAGGUCAACGCGCCGAACGCGUCUCAGAAUGAAGGCGACGGCGACGACAGGGCGUUGACGCCCGAGACUGAAGAGCGCAAGGAGUCUAUGUAUGUCACAAUCCUUGAAGACGCGAUCAUCGGGGUACUUGCGUGCGAGCGACAUCUAUUCACUGAGGAUGAACUUGAGUGCCUGCGGGCCUAUAACACACUCGAUGUUGACGUCAAAUUCAUAUACGCGCGCUUGUGCGCUCGCCAGUGGAAAUGGAUCAAGCGUUCCGACAUGAAGAACUGGGAGAGGCGACUCGGCGACGACUUUGCAACAGCACUCCGUGCGCUUGCAGGCAGACCGGAACUUCUUAUGCCCAAACAGCGCAAGACACAGCGAGAACGUACCGCUGCGCUCCGAUCUAAUCCGCCGAAGAGGCGGUUCACAUCGCCCGUCAAACGUCCCCUUCGCAAAUCGACCCAAGUCACGGUCAUAGACUUAACGAGCGACGACGAGGCGGUGGAGCAGCUCAUUGACGUUCAGCCGACACCUUCAACUUCAGCGUUCGCUUCGUCGUCUACUUCCACUGCGGUCUCUCCAGAGCCUCAAGGUGCGGCCACGCAGCCGCAAGCGAAGGGCCCGGACUAUGGCUAUUUCGUACAGUGCCGUUUUGCUGAAAGCCCGGACUGGGACUGGCCGGAGAUGCUGGAGAUUCUCACAGUCGACGACCUCAAAGACAUGGCUAAGAUGCUCAUUCUUCAGGUUGCCAAGAAGGAUAAGCCGACACUCACCAAAGCCAUCCUUGACCGCGUCGAAUCCAAAGCCGGUGCAGGGAAGGGCAAGAAGAAGCAGACCACCUUACUCGACUUCGACGAUGGUCUGGCACACCGUCAAUGGGUGAUGGACAGGUUCGGCGUCUGUAUACGUUUCAACGAACAUAUACACGAACUCAUGCUUCGUGUCAAUAUCAUCUACCUACGAUGCACCCAGCUUCCUGAUGGUUUCCUCACUGCUCCCAUCCUGGAGAGGGCUCUGCGGCGGAGCUAUUUUGAGGUGCUCUACCAGCGCACAAGCGAGAUCUGGAAGACCCGCGCCGACUUUAUGACCUACUAUCGCCUGAUGCAUAUCGCAGCAGACGUUGAGUGGUUACUCAAUCCACGCACGUCGAAGCCUCCAUCCGGUCGUUACGUAGACGCCGUCGCGUACAAGGAAAAGGCUCUUCAGGCAGGUCACAAGAAUGGUGCCGCUACGUCUCACGCCGUUUGGUCUAUUAUGGACGACGAGGGCUUCUUAGAGGAGUGGAGGAACAUGGUCGCCUUUGAGGCUGAUGAUGAGCGUCGCACGCGCGGUUUGGAACGGUUUGAAGCAGGUCAUAUCUUGACGCGCCUAGUCCAUAAGGCAGCCGACGCCCUGGGACCCCUUCACGAAUACACGAAGGAACUGGAGCUCCUCAACGAGCUGCUGGCGCAGACGCGUUGGCGACUCGGCCGGCGCGGGUUCUGGCAUGAACGUCGUACCCUGAUUCUGGAGCGACAUGUCGAGGAUCGUAAGAGCCAGACUGCUCUUGAAACCGCCUUGGAGGCAACUGUCGAAGCUCUCAAGGACCCUCAUACACAUAUAAUUCACCGUGAGAACCUGGAUAAGAGGCUCCAUCGUCUGGAGAAAUGGCUCAAACUUCCCGAGGAUAACCGCCAUAAGUGCGCCUUGCAACGCGGAAAGUUGCCUGAGAUUCGCAUCAGUGCGACGCAGGUACAAACCGUCGUGGAUCUUUCGCUAGAUAAGGCUGGCCGCCCGACUGGGACCAUAUCUACGUUCUACUCGGUAGAAAAAGCCGAUGCUCCGUCGACGCCCAAGGGUAAAGGGGUGGCUGUUGCGGCUCCUACACCUGCACCUGCAAAGACUGGCAAGCCGUCUGCCCGCACGGGCCGGACAGCGUGGAUUGGAAAGGAUGACAAGAUCGUCACCGUCGAGCAAGUCGCUCUCGAAUAUUACCAGGAGCUUGGUUACAAGGGCUACCAUUGCGAGGGUGGUAUCAUUCGCACACUCUUCGGCAUACUUUUUUGGGAUGUCAUCUUCGCCCCGAUCCCAGGUGCAUUCGAAACGCCGUACCAAAUCGCACCACUCGACAUGUGUGACGAGACGUUUGCUACAACGCGGGCCGAUGCCAUCGCUGCUCGUUCACGGGACAUCAUAGAUGGGAGAGCUGCGGAGAUAUUCGAGCGCGUCGACGCGGAGCAUCGGGAGAAGCAAACUAUGUGCACAGGCGUCAAGUGGGACGACUACGAACGCGAGGAGCUCAUGGAGAUUAUUGAUUGCUUUGACAAAGAGGCGCUGGCAACGCUAUGCGAGCUUCUUUGCGAGGACUACAGUAGGCGCACGAGCGGUCUCCCGGAUCUCUUUCUUUGGCAUCCGGAGGAGCGGCAUAUCAAGCUCUCCGAAGUCAAGAGCCCGAAUGAUAGAUUGGCUCAACACCAGAAGGUUUGGCUGGAGGUUUUGUGCGGUGCGGGCGUUCAGGCCGAGGUUUGCCACGUUGACGCAAAGGUCAACCCGGAGGUCAAGACUGAAAGCAAGAAGGUCAAGGUCGAGGGCAAGAACGCCAAGUCUGAACCUGUCGUCAAACCCGAAUCCAAGGGCAAGAAGUUCAAGACCGAACGCACCCAGCCCCAGGCCGAGGGUAAAGGCAAGGGCAAGUCCACUGCGGCAACGAAGGGCACAACCUUGAAGCGCAAGCGCACCGAGGUCAAGCCUGAGCCGGGCUCAUCCGACCUCGACGAGCGUGAGGUCGACCAGCUCCAUGAUGACCCGGAGGGCGAGUAUUCUCCCGCACCACAGCGUGCGGCGCCGUCCAAGCUCAAGUCGAAACGCGCUGCUCCCGCCCCGUCAUCCCCAUCCGAGGACGAAGUCAGCACGCCACCGCCAUCUAAGCGUCCGCGGCGCGCGGCUGCGGGCGCUCCGAAGCGGUACAAGCAUAACGAUGAGGAGAUGCGGCUUUAA
This is a messenger RNA of Peniophora sp. CBMAI 1063, 3024 nucleotides long. Lineage: Eukaryota; Fungi; Basidiomycota; Agaricomycetes; Russulales; Peniophoraceae. The record is from the annotation of a GenBank genome assembly.